GUCAUUCUCCACUGUUCAGACACGAAUAAAAGCCGUCGUCGCCGCAAAUUUUUUGCAAUGCUAGAAAAUAAUUAAAAAAUUCAAAGUACUAUUCCAAUUGUCAAAAGGUGGAGUGCGUGCAGUUAGAGAAGCAUAAUUUGGCCUCUAGGUCAAACGUACAGUAAGCAUUUGCGAACGACAACAAGGGACACAGAAAUUCUGCCGGUAGACGCAGACGCUUUCUUUCCUGCAAGAGCGAAAAAAUUAAAAAAUAAAAAAUUGUGCAGCGUGUUACAGUUAAUUGUGAGUGUGAGUUAAUCUGUUUUGAGCCAUGUCGAGCUUGGAAAUUUACGACUCGUCCAAUUCGCAACUGAGCAGUGAUGAAUAUAGCCACGACGAGGACGAUGAUGGAUUAAUGGAUAUGGCUGUGAGCAAACAACAAUCGCAACCCGCCAAGUCGGCCAACAAAUCGAACGACACUUCGCCGACCAAAACAGACAGCACCGCCUCCACCACGCCACGUAAACUGUCUGAGGACUUGGAUGCCAUUGCCGUCGCCAGUAAGCCGCCAGCUAGUCGAGAGCACACACAGCGUCAAAUCAAGCAAAUGCAGCGGGAUAAUAAGGCUAAUUUGUAUUUCAAGCGGCGCAGCAUAAAAUGGUUGAAUCAACGCUUGAAUAAUAAAACUGACUACAUGAGUCAGUUGAAGCGAGCGUUGCCCAAGCAUCAGGCGCAGGCCAAGCGCAUGGCCGAUUACCGAGCAGCCAAGCGAGCCAUUGAACGGGAGCAGCAAGAGCGCCAAUUGCACCAGAAGCAGCUACAACAGCAGCAGCGUAGAGAACGCACUCCUAGUCGCAGUCGCAGUCGCAGUCGUACAGGCAGCCUGUCGCCGGAGCUUAUAUGCCUGGAUGAUGAUGACUCUCCAGAGAAACCCAACGAUAUUCCAGCUGUAAACUUGCAUCAGCAGCAGCAGCAGCAGCAGAAAUCGACUGCAAGGACACCACCGCCGCCGUUUGCCUUACAGCUGGAAAUCAAAUCAGAGGCAGAGGCUACUCCUGCUGAAAACGGUUCCGUGCUGGAUGAGUUCCUGUCCAUGAAACCGAGCAUAGCAGCUGAGCCUGUCAUCGAAACAGCAGCAGGUUGUAAUAACAGCGAACAGCAGCCGCCGUUGCAAGAGUUGCAGGAGUUGGUUGUGCCAGCUGCAAAGGCCGAAGCUAGCUUGGACAUGGUUGUGGAAGAGGCCACAUUAAAACGUCGUCGCUCACCCACACCGCCGACGGCCGUAGAUCCACAUACUGAGAAGCGCACCAAAUCUUUGACAACUGUAGAUUUGGAUGAUGAAAUUAUAGAACUAACACCUUACGCAGAGCCUGCAAAGCAGCCAAUACCAACACCAACACCAACCCCGAUAGCAACACCACUAACACUACAACAAACAAUGCCGGCACCACCGACGACUCCGCAGCAUAAGCCAGUCAUUAGAUCCAAUGCUGACCCAUUGAAUGUAUUCAAAGUAGGCUCACCCUAUUCUCUGUCUCCGUCUAGUGGAAUGGAAUACUAUGUUCAGAAGAAGGUGCUCUGCCAGCAGCAUCUGGAGCAAACACAGCCAGAGAAUCUGGCUGCGGUGUCGCUUAGCCUGGAGACACCUUCGCCGUCCAUUGAACCCAUGGACAUAGCCUAUCCUAAUCAAAAGCAACUGGAUGUGCCGAAUAUACAAACAACGACAAACGUCACAGUAGGUCAAGCUGUAGUCGACUAUAACUCUUUUGGUACGCCCUACACAGCUCAGCAGCCGGCUCCGCAGGUACUGCAGCAGCCUCCACAGGCACAGCAGCUGCCUCCACAGUCGCAACAACAGCUGCUACAGCAGCCACAGCAGUUCCAGCAGCAACAGCAGGAGCAACAGGCUCCGCAGCAACAGCCGCAACAGCAACAGCAACAACCACCCACAUCGUCACCACGUACCAAGCAACGCGAUGGUGAAAGUAAGCAAACGCAAACUAAUCAGGCUACAGCCACUUCCAAUAAUUCGCCAGUCGAUCUGGACAAUAGCAAUAGCGAUGCGGUCUUCCAUCAGCGCAUCAAGGAUCUCUACACGGAGCUGGACGACAUUAUGUCGGAUAAGGUGCGCGCUGUUAAGCCAGAACUCAAGUCCUAUGGCGAGGAGAAAAUGCGCAUUGAAGCGGAUCUCAAGACUUUGGAUAAUUUGAUCGCUCAGAAGGAAGAGGAACACAAUCGUCUACUACAUUUGCGCACCGUCAAGGAGGAGUUGCUGGCGCGCAUCGAACGCAAGGAGCGCAUACUUAUAUUGAAGGAGAUUCUGCCUUCCAUACUAAACAAGAAUUGCAGCACCUCGGAGCUAUACGAAAUGCAUACGCUGCUGAUAAAUGAACAAAACUCGCCAAUGCCAUCGAGAUAUGGGCGCAACUCAAUGCAGCAGUUGAUUGACAGAGUCGAAAAUGGACUGGAUGAGAUAAAGAUAUUGCGCAGUGUCUUGGCUAUGCAGAGCAAGGCUCCUCGAGUGGCUGAGGUCCCCAUGCCGCCACCUCCACCUCAACAUUAUGAGACGCCGUCGCUGCACAGACGUGACUCAGUGCCAGCUAUGCGUUCGUCCUUGCUAGCCAAUCGCACAUCAACCUAUGCCCGAGGAACUAGCAUGCAGGAGAACGAACAGCUUCAGGAGCUAAGCAAGCGCAAUAAGCCCCCUUCUCGUUAUCAGCAGCUGAUCAAUGAGUCCAGACAGCUGACUGGUUCUACAGCCGAUCUCGCUGCCACCUCCACAUAUCGCCAAAACGAAUCCAUAGACACUCUGCCACGCAGCCAGCUGGAUAACAAUCAUAUUGAUGAGCUGCCCCUCAAUCCGUUGUACAAUAGCAGUCCACUGGCUGCUAGCCAGGGGCGCAAAAACAGCAAUACAAAUACACAAUUGAACGAUCUACAUUCCAUGCAUCGCGCGGGUGUGCUGCAGAGUCUCGAUUCGCUGGAUCGUGCCGUGAACCAAACCAAUCGCAAUACCAUUAACAAUCAUAGCAAUCGCUUAAGCUCGUCUACGAAUGGGCCGGACUUAGAAGCGGAGCGUCGUUGCCAAUUCUGUCUACGCUAUAAGGCCACCUACAUGUGCGCCGCCUGCCAGAAUCAAUGGUACUGCAGUCGUGAGUGCCAGGUGCGCGCCUGGGACACACACUGGGAGUCGUGCCCCAAUUAGGAUAUACUCGCUGUAUCAGCAUUACUACUACAAUUAAAUACAUACAUACAUAUACAUAUGUGUAUGUACAUAUAUAUAUAUGCAUAGUAAACACCUAAAUGCAAGCCCCCACUAUUUCAUACAUUUAUAUCAAACACUCAUUCGUAAUCGUAAAGUUUCGCUAUCGGAAUUUAUAAUUGCAAUGCAUUAAAAAAAAA
This is a messenger RNA of Drosophila arizonae, 3381 nucleotides long. It is a transcript of the gene RAF2, whose product is annotated as RING-associated factor 2. The record is from RefSeq and is a predicted model, not a curated record. NCBI's taxonomy places the organism in Eukaryota, Metazoa, Arthropoda, Insecta, Diptera, Drosophilidae.